AUGCCAACCGACCCCCAGCUGGCUAUCUCCUACGCAGCCCUCGUCCUCGCCGACGAGGGCGUGCCUCUCACGCCCGACAAGCUUCAGACCCUCCUGAAAGCCGCCGGCGUCGACGACGUCGAGGCCAUCUGGAGCACCAUCUUCACCAAGGCACUCAAGGACAAGGACAUGACGGGGCUCUUGACCACGGUCCAGGCAUCGCAGACUGCUCCCACCGGGCCCGCUGUCGGCGGGGAGGUCAAGGGUGGAGGACCUGAGGAAGACGGUUCCCAGUCCGGGGACGGCGGACACAGCGAUGGAGAUGACAGUGGCUCGGAGAUGGGAAUGGGUCUGUUCGAUGACUGA
Messenger RNA from Anthostomella pinea, 345 nucleotides. Lineage: Eukaryota; Fungi; Ascomycota; Sordariomycetes; Xylariales; Xylariaceae. The record is from the annotation of a GenBank genome assembly.